UGUACAGAUAUUCUCCGAGUGCAGGAUAUCGUGGUGGCAUGCUCAACUCGUCUUGAUUUCCUUCAUCUUAACGACUGUUAACAUUUGGAACGUUUUGAAUAGCUUUUUUAAUAGCAUAUUCUCUUAUUAAGGCAUGGUGUGCGCCUGGCUAGGGCUAUUCCCAUAGAAUAUAAUCCAUUCUAUGUCUAUGGCUAUUCACACAGGGAGAGCCCUGCCAGCGAUAGUCAAAUUGUUUGCUGAGCUGAGACGAAAAUGUAGGAUGUGUCCCAGGGUUGAACGGUUUUGGUUAUGGCUAAACGGAUGCUAUUGCUCUACUCUGCUUAAACGCGCCUUCUGGCGUUUAAUUAUACUCCCCAUACAUGUUUGGAGAUUGAUCAUCCAAAAUUGUCCUCCUGAUCAUCCAGGACUCAUCCAGGACACCAACGAGUACUAUUGCGAGUACGACUCAACAUGGGAGGAUCCAACAAGUGAAGAAACAAGUCGUAAGAGAACCAACAAUCUUUUUACCGAAACAGGGUGGGGAGAGCGCUUUGCUGUUGUUUCUACUGCUGAUGGCCCCAUUAAGAAUUUUCCUUUUUUGUAUUUACUCAGUACACCAUUCAGUCAACAAGGCAACGAGAUGAUAGGCGUAUGCCUAAUUUACAGUUCUACCUUGGACAGAGGGCCUCCUCCCCUGAUGGUUUCUACAUUGAGGACUUUCACAAUAACUGGUAUGGGGAUUAUUCAAAACUGGAAAGAGUUCACUCAUACAUCCAAUGGUUGUUCCCUCUUCAAGAACGAGGAAUGAAUUAUCAAGCCAAAGAACUCACCAAGAAGGAAAUUGAGGCUUUUCUUGAAGAUGAAACUGCAAAGAAGAGGCUGGUCAAGUCGUACAAGCUCAUGCUGGACUUCUACGGCAUCCAGCUGUCAAAUGACACAACAGGGGAAGUGCGACGUGCAAAUAACUGGCGCGACAGAUUUGACAACAUGGACAGACAUACACACAACAACCUGCGCAUCACCCGCAUCCUGAAGUGCCUGGGCACUCUGGGGUUCCCCCACUACCAGGCCCCACUCGUCCGCUUCUUCCUGGAGGAAACUCUUGUCAAAGGCAACCUGUACAAUGUGAAUGAGACUGUGCUCAACUACUUCAUUUCCGCUGUCAUUGUUCAGCAACAACGCAAGGAAUUAGUUGAGUAUGCCUAUAAGCUCUAUGAGGUCAAACAUCAGUUUGUCGUGCCUAAGAAGAUCAAGAGUACAUUUAGGGAAGGGACAUUCCCACGUAAUAAGAACCCAAUUGAUCUGAAACCAGAUCUGAAACAGAAUGGCAUAUACUCAGAUGACAGUGAUGACAACACUACCAGUCAUCAGUCUGUCUCACUAUGUUAACAAGGGUAAGCCAACGGAUAGGAGUGUAAUGGGAAAUUUGGUUAGUGAUUUAGUGCGAUUGGGAACGCCAAACAAUGUGUGGUUGACACGGUAUCCAUACCGCAUGAUAACGUGCGUGGUCUUGUGACUAGUUACACUUAGAGAAACAAAGGUACCAGUCAGGCCUCAAAGACUACUAGUGGAAGGAAUCAAAACACCAGUGCUGAUUCAUCCUCUGAGUGUCUACCAAUUAUGCAAAAUGAUACUGCUCAGUCCAGUUAUGGAGUAUUUGGUAACGGGAACUCUUUAAAUAUCCACCUACUCUAGCGCCCCACUACUGAUUCUCUGAAAAUAAUAGCUGCAGCUAUUAAGCAAUCAGAAUGUGGACCUAGUGGUGUAGUUUCAGAGACAAUUACUGAUGAUCGGAGAAAGCGAGCUAGACAUAAGCAAACAGAGCAUAACCUUAAACUUAGAAGAGUUUCAGAGGAAAAGACUAAUAAAGAUGAUGAUGAUGAUGAUAGAAACAAUAAGGGAGCUGCAGAUAAGCAAGAAGAGAGUGAAUCAAGCAGAGAGGUUUCAGAGGACAAUAUUAGCACGUCCAGUGAAAGUUAAUUGAGUAAGAAACCUGAAGAGAAACUGCCAUGCCCAGCAAAGGAAAAGUUACUCCAGGGAAAGAUUAAGUGUUUGAGAUAACGUGAAGAUUGAUUAGAGUAUUCACCCAUGCCCUGCACUAAUGAAGGGAGAAAGAACAAGUAUGACAUGAACCGGCGUGGGAGCCCGGCGAAACGGCUGGGGCGUGGGAGCCUGUCGAACCAGCUGAGGCCUGACGUGGGAUGGGCGCCUGUUGAGCCAACCGGGACAAGAAAAACUCUCGAGCCAGCUAGGGCGUGGAAGCCCGACGACCUGACUUAGGCACCCCUGGUUCCAUCAGCGGCGGCGCCCGGACCCGACGUCACCACCAACCGGAAAGCCAGCACUCCCCGAUGCUUCAUAUGAUGGCUUCAGGAUUUUGUAGGACUGACGCUGGAGAAGAGAAGCAGGUACGGGGAGUAGAACAUUUAAUAUGGAACAGACAUCAAACAGGACAGAGACAGCGUCAGAACCAUGUAUGCAAAGACAAACUAACUUUAAUCCUGAAGCAGGGAACAGAGCUUGGGAACAGACAGAUAAAGGGGAGGUAAUGACCCAGGUGAUUGAGUCAAGGUGAGUCCAAUAAUUGCUGAUGCUUGUGACGAGGGAAGGCAUACUGAUGGUGGCAGGAGUGAGUAAUGCUAGGGAGCCUGGCGCUUUUGAGUGGGAGAAGGCGUGACAAGAAAAUAAAUGUGAAUUUACUUAUUUUUUUUAUGUUUCAAUGACAAGUGUCAACUGCAAUUAGCAAUACUGUAGAUACCAGGGUUGGGGUCAAUUCCAUUUUAAUUCCAGUCAACUCGAGAAGUACACUGAAAUUUCAAUUAUUUUCAACGCUUAUAAAUGAGGAAAAUGUGGAUUUGGAAUUGGAAUUUGGUUUACUUCUGAAUUACAAUACCUGGAAUUCAAAUGGAAUUGACCCCAACCUGAUAGAUACACCCAAUCAGUGCUUUACUGCUGAUUAUACAAUUACAUACUGUUUCCAAUGACUUCAGACUAUAGCAAUCAAUGUGUUUACCAAAUUCUCACAAUAUCCAUUCCAGAUAUAUGCCUUAUUAUUCCUCUACUUUUUUAAAAUUGUGAUUAAACACAUACCAGUAUGUACACAAAUACAUUCAUAUUUAUGUACCAAGGAAGGUGAGGGAGUUAAUCAGUUACUUCCAUGUGAUACUUAGACAGAAGAAAAGUAUACGUAAUAUAUAAAUUACAUGGUAUCAUAAACUCAGUUGAAUUUAAAUGACCUCAAAAUCAGUUUCUUCAAAUGUGACAAAAAUCAUAAAAUAUGAAGUGGCAAAAUGACUACAAAGAUGUUCAGACCUUUCAACUACAAGAGCAUUGUACCUUCAAAUCCUUAAUUCCCAAUAACAUCUAUUUGCAUACAGUUAUGAUGCUGAAAGUGAAAGUCACAGUGUGAUUGAUUUACUACAGCGAAAAGUUGUCCAAAAAAGAAAAACAGUAGCUAGGUUUCCAUCCAAUUAGCGACAGAUUUUCAUGUGAAUAUUCUCAAAUCUGCAUAAAAACAAUAUGCGCAGAUUUUC
Molecule: messenger RNA, 3512 nt
Organism: Salvelinus namaycush (lake trout)
Lineage: Eukaryota; Metazoa; Chordata; Actinopteri; Salmoniformes; Salmonidae
Product: opioid growth factor receptor-like
Exons: 7
Coding region: 631-1368 (245 amino acids)
Cellular component (GO): membrane
Molecular function (GO): opioid growth factor receptor activity
Source: RefSeq, a predicted model, not a curated record